Molecule: messenger RNA, 1077 nt
Organism: Prunus armeniaca (apricot)
Lineage: Eukaryota; Viridiplantae; Streptophyta; Magnoliopsida; Rosales; Rosaceae
Source: the annotation of a GenBank genome assembly
AUGUUCUCCUCUCCUUUAAUCCCAGCCUUGUCUCUACUCAUAUUUCUCCCUCUCCUCUUUCUCAUCGCCCCAAGAAUCCUCCUCCUCACAGACCUUCAAAUCUCACUGUCUCCAGAUGAGCUUGACGACGUCGCUUUGUUCCACAAAGCUAUACUUGCUUCUUCCUCUCAUCAUCAUCGUGCACCUUCUUCCUCUAUCUCCCACUUGGGCACCACCACAAACCCUAAACCCAAAAUCGCCUUCCUCUUCCUCACAAACUCAGACCUCUCUUUUGCCCCUUUAUGGGAAAAGUUCUUCCAUGGCCACCAACACCUCUUCAACAUCUACAUCCAUGCCGAUCCAACGGUCCAGAUCACUCCUCCCGGCGGCGUAUUCGAAGGCCGCUUCGUCCCGGCAAAGAAGACCGAGCGGGCCUCCCCCACGCUCAUCUCUGCGGCGCGUAGACUCCUCGCCAACGCCAUCCUCGACGAUCCAUUAAACCUAUACUUUGCCCUGGUGUCCCAACACUGUAUCCCACUGCACUCUUUUCCCUUCGUCUACAAAACCCUCUAUGGCAGCGAACUCGCCGCUUUAAGAGAUUUUGCCACCCAAUCAAAUCACCAAAGUUUCAUCGAAAUCCUCUCCGAUGAUCCCAACCUCCCUGAGCGCUACGUUGCUCGGGGAGACAAUGUGAUGCUCCCGGAAGUGCCUUUCGAGCAAUUCAGAGUUGGAUCUCAGUUUUAUAUCUUGACCAAGCGGCACUCGUUGCUCGUGAUCCAAGACAAGAGACUUUGGAGGAAAUUUAAGCUGCCUUGCUUGAACGUCUACUCUUGCUACCCUGAGGAGCAUUACUUCCCAACACUUUUGUCCAUGGAGGACCCCGAAGGUUGUAGCCACUACACACUUACAAGAGUGAAUUGGACUGACAGUACGGACGGGCAUCCCUACACGUAUGAGGCUCCUGAAAUUUCUGCACAGCUCGUGCAUACCUUGAGGAAGUCCAAUUCGAGCUAUUCCUACUUGUUUGCGAGGAAAUUCUCUCCCGAUUGCUUGAGGCCCUUGAUGAAAUUAGCAAGUCGUGUCAUAUUUCGAGAUUGA